This is a messenger RNA of Hirsutella rhossiliensis, 5217 nucleotides long. RefSeq names its product dehydrogenase e1 component domain-containing protein. Bases 1 to 5217 code for a protein of 1738 amino acids. Gene Ontology annotation, cellular component: mitochondrion; nucleus. The record is from RefSeq and is a predicted model, not a curated record. Gene Ontology annotation, biological process: DNA recombination; Okazaki fragment processing involved in mitotic DNA replication; lagging strand elongation. Gene Ontology annotation, molecular function: DNA ligase (ATP) activity; ATP binding; DNA binding. The transcript is spliced from 26 exons. NCBI's taxonomy places the organism in Eukaryota, Fungi, Ascomycota, Sordariomycetes, Hypocreales, Ophiocordycipitaceae.
AUGGGAGAGGGCGGGACGUGGAGGCAUGAGGGUUUCAAGGGGAGCUCGAAGCUCGAGGCGAGCCAGGCGUUGCGCCGAGGGGCUGACAAGGAAGGCCAGAUUAUCGCGCCAUCCAACACGGAGCUCAACGCUCAACACCGCGAAAUCUCGGAGCCCGUGUCCAUCGAGAAGAGCAACCGUAAUUCCUCGCCGUCAGCCUUCCCCGACUCAAUCGACCCGAGGCGCCCUCAGCCCCCCGCCAUGUUCUCCCGAGCUCUCAGAGUCCCUCGAGCGGUGCCGCUAUGUGCCCGGGCCCGGGUGCCGCUCACCGCCCGGUCUGUCACCACGGACGCCGCCUCUUCGUCCCUGAGCCACUCCGUCCCCAAGGCCGAGGAUGAGCCUUUCCAGCAAGACCUCAGGAAGAUGUACUACGACAUGGUCUGCAUCAGGCAGAUGGAAAUGGCGGCCGACCGCUUGUACAAGGAGAAGAAGAUCCGUGGCUUCUGCCACCUAUCGACCGGCCAGGAGGCCGUGGCCGUAGGCAUUGAGCAUGCCAUCACCAAACAGGACGACCUCAUCACUGCCUACCGAUGCCACGGUUUCGCCCUGAUGCGAGGCGGCACCGGCGGCUCCAUGCACAUGUUUUCCAAGGGCUUCUACGGCGGAAAUGGCAUUGUCGGUGCUCAGGUCCCCGUCGGCGCUGGCCUGGCGUUUGCGCACAAGUACAACGACAGCAAGACGGCAACCAUUAUCCUGUACGGUGACGGCGCCAGCAACCAGGGCCAGGUCUUUGAGGCCUUCAACAUGGCCAAGCUAUGGAACCUGCCUGCGCUGUUCGGCUGCGAGAACAACAAGUACGGCAUGGGCACCUCGGCUGCCCGCUCCUCGGCCCUGACCGACUACUACAAGCGCGGGCAGUACAUUCCGGGUCUCAAGGUUAACGGCAUGGACGUUUUGGCUGUCAAGGCGGCUGUCAAGUACGGCAAGGAGUGGACUGCGUCGGGCAAGGGCCCUCUGGUCCUGGAGUACGUCACCUACCGCUACGGCGGUCACUCCAUGUCCGACCCCGGCACCACGUACCGCACGCGCGAGGAGAUUCAGCGCAUGCGCUCCACCAACGACCCCAUUGCCGGGUUGAAGCAGAAGAUCCUGGACUGGGAGGUGACGAGCGAGGACGAGCUCAAGAAGAUUGACAAGGAGGCGCGCAACCACGUCAACGAGGAGGUUGCGGCCGCCGAGGCCAUGGCCGUGCCGGAGCCGAAGCCGUCGAUUCUGUUCGAGGACAUCUACGUCCGCGGCACCGAGCCGCAAUUCAUCCGUGGGCGCACCCCGGACGAGAACUUCUACUUUUCUCAAGCCAAGGCGCGUCAUGUUCAGGUCGCCAGCCAGUUUCGCGCGACUCUGGGGUACGUCAAGCCCAGGCAAGCCACGUUAGGUUCUUUGGAGCCAAAGGGCCGCGCCCAGCAGCAGACCAAGUUGACCUUUGCCACCAAGACGAGGCAGAACGAGGCAGCGAAUGGACAUGGCGAGGCAGGUGUGAGCACCAAGGGGAACUCAGACUCGGAGAAGGAUGGCAAGAAGCGAGCACGACUGGCCGACCAGGACACCACGAAGAAUGAAGUCGACGAGGAAGACGACGGGCCGGUGGUCAAGCGCGCAAGAAGAAGCCGGAAUCGGGUUAAGCCUGAGGAAGAGGAAGACGGUGUUGGGGAGGAAGGGGUCAACAUGGAAGAACAGCCUCCAGCUGUCAAAGGAGAGUUCAGCCAGUCCAAAACCGAGAAGGAAGAAUCGACAGCCGAGUCCGCGUCGGAAGCAGAGGAAGAUGCCGAGGCGGACGAGGAAAGGCCGAGGUUUCUGCUGCCAAGGCACGAGAAAGGCCCAGACUCGGCUCAAAACCAGAGCGAGCACCCCUUCCCGACUGGAAUCGGGGCUCCAGUGCCGUACGCCGCGCUUUGCCAGACAUUCUCUCUCAUUGAGAUGACGACGAAACGAUUGGUGAUCAUGGAGCAUUGCGCGCUGUUCCUGCGGCAGGUCAUGCGGCUCACCCCCGACGACUUGUUGCCCACGGUCCUCCUCAUGGUCAACAAGCUCGCGCCCGACUACGCUGGCAUCGAGCUUGGCAUUGGCGAGUCCUUGAUCAUGAAGGCCAUUGGCGAGACGACGGGACGCAGCCUUCCGGUCAUCAAGGCGGAUCAAAAGGAUAUUGGUGACCUGGGGCUGGUCGCAGUCAAGAGCAGGUCCACGCAGCCCACCAUGUUCAAGCCGAAGCCGUUGACGGUCCGAGGCGUUCACCAAGGCUUGAUGGGUAUUGCGACGGUGACUGGCAGCGGUGCGCAAAGUCGCAAAGUCGACGGCAUCAAGAAGCUAUUGUCAGCGGCCGAUUCUUGCGCCACCGGCAAGGUCGACAUCACCAAGGACAAGGGCGGGCCGAGCGAGGCCAAGUUCAUCAUCCGGUUUCUCGAGGGCAAGCUCCGGCUUGGACUCGCCGAGAGGACCGUACUGGUGUCUCUAGCCCAGGCGAUUGUCUGUCACGAAGCCGAUCAAAAGGACAAGGUGCCGACCACGACGGAGCUAGAAAACGGCGAGUCAAUCCUCAAGACCGUCUACAGGGAGGCGGCAAGCGGGGUGGCUAGCAUCUUUUCGCGAAACUCGGAGGAUCUGUCCAAAAAGUACCCCGAUAUUCUCGCCAAGCUCCAUUCCUGGGUCAAGCAAGACACGAUGAGCUUUGUGCUCGACUGCGAGACGGUGGCAUGGGACGUGGACGAGAAGAAGGUGCUCCCCUUUCAGCAGCUGAUGACGCGGAAGCGCAAGGACGUCAAGGUGGAGGAUGUCAAGGUCAAAGUGUGCGUGUUUGCCUUUGACCUGCUUUACCUGAACGGACAGCCCGUGGUGGAGAAGCCGCUUCGGGAGCGGAGAGAGCUGCUCCGAGAAGCGUUUACGCCCGUGGAGGGAGAGUUUGGCUUCGCCACGUUCAUGAACGGCCAGGAGCUGGAUGAGAUCCAAGACUUUCUCGACGAAAGCGUCAAGGCUUCGUGCGAGGGGCUGAUGGUCAAGAUGCUGGACGGCACCGAGAGCGGAUACGAGCCCAGCAAGCGCAGUCGAAACUGGCUCAAGGUCAAGAAGGACUAUCUGUCAGGCAUCGGCGACUCGCUCGACCUCGUUGUGCUGGGGGCGUACCACGGCAGGGGCAAGCGGACAUCGGUGUACGGGGCCUUUUUAUUGGCAUGCUACAACCCGGCGACGGAGACGUACGAAACAGUGUGCAACAUCGGCACGGGCUUCUCGGAGCAGGUGCUCGAGGAGCUGCACGCACAGCUGUCGGCCAUCACAAUCGACCGGGCCAAACCGUUCUACUCGCACUCGGGGGGCGGGCAGCACCAGCCCGAUGUGUGGCUGGAGCCGCGGUACGUGUGGGAGGUGAAGACGGCGGACCUGACGCUCAGCCCGCGCCUGCGGUUCCCGCGCUUCGUCAAGGUGCGCGACGACAAGAAGCCCGACGAGGCGACGAGCAGCCGGCAGGUGGCCGACAUGUACCGGAAGCAGGAGAGCGUGACCAAGAGCAAGGGGCCGGCGGUGGACGAUGACUUUGAACAGCUCUUUUCCUCUUCGCGCCCCGCCAGCCCCCGCGCGCCACGCCAAUGUGAAAAACGGGGCCUGAGUCAUCUUCCCAACUUACCUCCUACUCGCCCGUCCGGCAAACGCCAAUUUUUCGCGGGCCUUGCAGAUUGGUCCGCCAAUUGCUCGUUGCGCAACCGACAAGAUGAAGUACGUGCUGGUCUCUGGAGGUGUGGUGAGCGGCGUGGGCAAGGUAUCAUCGCUUCGUCGGCGGGGCUGUUGCUCAAAACGAUUGGCCUCAAAGUCACGGCUAUCAAGAUCGACCCGUACAUCAAUGUCGACGCCGGCACCAUGAACCCCAAAGAGCACGGAGAGUGCUUUGUGCUCAAAGACGGCGGAGAGUCUGAUCUGGAUCUUGGAAACUACGAGCGCUAUCUGGGCCUUGACCUUACCAGAGACAACAACAUCACCACGGGCAAGAUAUACAAGCAUGUCAUUGAAAGGGAGCGCCGCGGCGCUACCUGGGCCGCACCGUCAGGUCGUUCCCACGUCACCUCUGCCAUCAUCGACCACAUCGAGCGCGUCUCCAAGAUCCCCGUUGACGGGUCCGACUCGGAGCCGGACGUUCGAGUUGGGCGGCACCGUUGGCGAUAUCGAGAGCAUGCCUUUCGUCGAGGCCCUCCUCAGCUCCAGCACAAGGCCGGCAAGGGCAACUUCAUCAACAUCCUCGUCUCAUACAUCCCCAUUGUCAACGGGGAACAAAAGACGAAACCCACCCAAUACGCCGUUAAGAGUGUCCGUAGUGCUGGCCUCAUCCCUGACUUGAUUGCGUGCCGCUGCGAGCGACCCCUGGAAAAGGUCACCAUGGGCAAGAUUGCCCAGAGCUGCCAGGUCGAGGUCGAGCAGGUCGUGGCUGUCCGCGAUAUGCCCACCAUCUACCAGGUCCCCAUCUUGCUGGAGCAACAGGGCCUUCUCGAGCUCCUGCGCCACGCACUGGUCCUCGACAAGGUGUCGCUGACGCCGGCCCUGGUGACCAAGGGCGCAGAAGUCUGGAAGAAGUGGAACACAAUCAUUCCGCAGGAGCACUCGGAGAAGAUUGACAUCGCCCUGCGACCCGUCGGCUUCUACAAGGCGUGGCACCAGGUCUCCACCGCCGCCGGCAUCCUGGUCCCCGGCGGCUUUGGCCAGCGCGGCACCGAGGGCAUGAUCAAGGCGGCCCAGUAUGCUCGUGAGCGCAAGAGGCCCUUCCUGGGCAUCUGUCUUGGCAUGCAGAUUGCCGUGAUCGAGUACGCGAGGCACGUCUGCGGCAAGGCCAAGGCCACGUCGGAGGAGUUUGAUGCCCAGGCCGAACACCGCGUCAUCAUCUUUAUGCCCGAAGGUUCCAAAGACACCAUGGGCGGCACGAUGCGCCUCGGCUCGCGGGCGACGCACUUCCAGCCCGGCAGCGACCACAGCAAGCUCCGGGCGCUGUACGGCGAAGCCACCGUCAUCGAGGAGCGCCACCGCCAUCGCUACGAGGUGAACCCCGACUACGUCGACGAGCUCGAAGCGGCCGGCAUGACGUUUGUCGGCAAGGACGACUCGGGCAACCGCAUGGAGGUGUUUGAACUCCGACCACCCGUGGACGCCCUCAAGGAGAAGACGCUGGUUGUCAACGGGGCCCUGGACGGUACCAAGUUUUGA